Messenger RNA from Peromyscus maniculatus bairdii (prairie deer mouse), 3654 nucleotides. The record is from RefSeq and is a predicted model, not a curated record. Lineage: Eukaryota; Metazoa; Chordata; Mammalia; Rodentia; Cricetidae.
CAGUUUACAAAUCCCUGGGGCUUCCUGUCAGAAGGCGGCAGCUUUUAGGGCUGAGCUGAGAUGUUUGAAAGGUGGAGCACUCUUGACCAUGAAAUAUGCUCUCCUCACAUGCCGCAGCCUUUCCAAGUUCUGUGCAUUAGAAUCAGGGAUUCCAUUCUUCCUGGAGCUGAGCGUAGUCAGCCUUUCUGUCUCCUGAGGAAGGCUGAUAGGCGCUUAAAAGGCUCGUGGUGGCCGGUGCCCCAAGUGUUCCCAGCGCCAGCAGCGACCCUUCUCUUUCACCUCUGCCCAUUGGAGACGACUUAGAUUCCGAAGCGGACUGGACGGCUGGAUUCAGGAAGCCAUGAAUCAUGUCACCAGAAACGAGCUGCAGACUUUAAACUCCGUUCAGCAUGUGGAAGCGGCAGAGAAAUGACCUGUCCAGACAAGCCGGGGCAGCUCAUAAACUGGUUUGUCUGCUCCCUGUGCGUCCCUCGACUGUGUAAACUCUGGAGCAGCCGGCGUCCCAGGACCAGACGGAACCUCUUACUGGGCACUGCCUGUGCCAUCUACCUGGGCUUCCUGGUGAGCCAGGUUGGCAGGGCCUCUUUCCAGCAUGGGCAGGCCACGGACAGGGGGCCACCCCACAGCCGCGACAACUUCAAGGUACCCUUCCCGGAGAUCCCCUUGGAUGGUACCCUGGCCCCUCCAGAGUCGCAGGGCAAUGGGAGCACCCUGCAACCCAACGUGGUGUACAUUACCCUGCGCUCCAAGCGCAGCAAGCCUGCCAAUAUCCGUGGCACGGUGAAACCCAAGCGCAGGAAGAAGUAUGCAGUGGCAUCUGUAGCCCCUGAUCAGGAGGUGCUGGUUAAACCAUCCUUUAUACUGCAGGAUGCUGUACCGGCAGCAGAUGCCGAAGUACCUGCCUAUGUUCAGGGUUACCUGACAAAGGUUGGGGAACGACCCUGGAGGGUGCUGCGUGGUCCUGGAAUCAGAACUGGGGGUUCAAAUUUGCGGCAGCCUGGGACGCGAGAGAGCAACAUCAGGAUUUACAGUGAGAGCGCCCCCUCAUGGCUGAGCAAAGAAGACAUCCGCAUAAUGCGCCUGCUGGCUGAUGGUGAGGUGGUUAGCAUCCUGCCAUCCUUCUCUAAGAGUGGUGCCCGCUUGCUGGUGUUGGAAGGGAGGACCUCGGGCUCUGUGCCUGGCUGCGGGCCUAGCCCCUGUGGGCUACUCAAGCAGCCCCUGGACAUGAGUGAAGUGUUUGCCUUCCACCUGGACAGGAUUCUGGGUCUCAACAGGACCCUGCCAUCUGUGAGCAGGAAAUCAGAGUUCAUCCAAGAUGGCCGCCCUCGUCCCAUUGUUCUCUGGGACUCAUCUCUGGCAUCUGCAAGCAAUGAUAGCCAUUCUUCCAUUAAGAUCACCUGGGGAACUUAUCAGCAGUUGCUCAAACAGAAGUGCUGGCUGAAUGGCCGGGUUCCUAGACCUGAGUGGGGCUGCACUGAAAUCCAUCACCAUGAAUGGUCCAAGAUGGCUCUCUUCGAUUUUUUGUUGCAGAUUUACAAUCGCUUAGAUACCAAUUGCUGUGGAUUCAGACCUCGAAAGGAAGAUACCUGUACACAGAAUGGACUGAGGCCAAACUGUGAUGACCAAAAUUCUGUGACUUUAGCACACAUUGUCCAGCGAAAGAAGGACCCAAGGCAUUUGGUCUUUGUAAACAACAAGGGCUUCUUCGAUAGAAGUGAAGACAACCUAAACUUCAAAUUGCUAGAAGGCAUCAGAGAGUUUCCCGACUCUGCAGUUUCUGUUUUGAAGAGCCAGCACUUACGGCAGAAGCUCCUUCAGUCUCUGUUCCUUGAUAAGGUUUACUGGGAAAGUCAAGGAGGCAGGCAAGGCAUCGAGAAGCUCAUUGAUGUGGUAGAGCAGAGAGCCAGAAUCCUUGUCACCUACAUCAAUGCACAUGGCGUCAAAGUAUUACCUAUGAAAGAAUGACAUAGGACUGUCUUCUGCCUUGAGGGCUAUACAUGUGUGACCUUUGGUUUUUCUUAAAUGAAGUAGAUCAACCUUAAGUGUUUCUAGGAGUGAAGCAGCAUAGUUGAAUAUACAAAACUGACCUGAUGCAUAUCAUAAACAGAGUUUAGAAAGUUUGCAUCACUUGAAGGUAUGCAGAUUCAAGAAGUUUCGGGAUAGCAUAUUGCUUGCAAAACGUCUGAUGGUGUUUUUUGCCUAACAUUCUGACAUGUGUGUCUCAGCAUUGUUAUUACACAAUGGCUCCAAUUAUUAUUCCCACUAAUGUUAAAGCAUUUUCAUGAUAUUUGACAGAGCAAUAUAAACCAAAGGCACUGACUCUUCUAAUAAAUCAUUCUCAUGCCAUUUAACUGAUCUGACCAGCUCCUAGCAGAGAGUUUAUUGACAUUCCCCUGAUGUUGAUCAUUACAACAGUUUCCCAACCCUAUCCAGAAGCAAUUCUACCAGGAAAUUGAGGCAUGUGGCUGUGAAAGCCAAAGUCUUGAAACCCCUUCUAAGUAGUCAUGGUAGUAGAUUCAUUUACAAACUGCUGGUUGUAUUUUCUAGCGUCUAUAAACAACCAGUUAUUUUUGAUCUACCAAAAUCUCAUAUUCAUUCCUUCUAAGAAUUUACUGUCAGCAUAGAAAUAUCCAUAUGUAGCAAUGGAUAUAUCAGUUCACUUUGCUCUCUUAAUUUUGAUUCAAUUUAUGUCUGGUGGUUAGAAAACUAAACAGUUAUAAGGCAUGAUGUUACUAUUUGAAAAUUUAUUUUGUGGGGUCUAUUAAUGUUCCUAUUGAUUGGUUGGUUGGUUGGUUGGCUUUUUAAAAAAAUAACUAUAAGGUCUCAUGUAGUCCAUGCUGGCUUUGACCUCCUUAUGAGGAUGACCUUGAUCUUCAGAUGCUCCAUUUCCCAAGUGUUGGGAUUAAAGAUGUGUGCCACCAUGCCCAGCAGUGCUGGAGAUCAGACUCAGGGCUUCAUUCAUGCUAGGUAGGUACUGUAUGACUAAGCCCAUAACCCCAGUCCACUUUUAAUGAUUUUAGAAAGGAUAUGCUAUAAUUUCUGUAGUUUUAUUUUAAUCAUAGAAGACUUCUUUUGUAUAAUUAGGUUUCACCUGAUUCAACUGUUGUUAUCUAGGAAUAAGUUCAGAUAUUAAACUUAUUAUGUAGAUCAAUAUGAGAAGUCUCGGUGAAACCCAACCCACGUGACUGAAUCUUUUCAAGAAGAGUACAUGACUAGAGAACAUGUGACAAUAUGUUGGGCAAAAUUGAAUCUCAAAUAAUUCUCCAAAUCCCUCUGCCAACCUUUUAGUUGAGUUGGAAGGACUGAGACAUACAAUGUUCAUGCUCUGAAUCUUCCUGCCCUUGGGAAAUCUGCAAGGUCAUCAUGUAGUCUACUUACAUGGAGGGAGGCUUCAAAUCUAGAACAAAUUAUUUCUCUCUCACUUUUAGCUCUCCUACUCCUUAUUUAAAAGCUGACUGAUUAGCCAGAUAUGGUGAUGAAUACCUGACUUCCUAGCACCCAGGAAGCUGUGAAGGAAGAUUCCAAGUUUGAGGCCAGUCUGGUUGACAUAGUAAUAUCCUGUCUGACAUGUAUUCUUUCUUUCAUAAAAACUGGUUUACUGACCUUUUCUUUCUUUGGAAACUUAAAAAUAAAAAGUUAUAAAUUUUUAUUGCA